UAAUAAUAUACGACUGUCACAUUAAAAAAAAAAAUUCUCAAUAUCAUUCAAAAUCCAUGAUUGUCAUACCACAUCAUUGUUUUGAUGAUGUGGUGCAGCAGUGAUUGGGGGCCUUGAGCCUUGUUUGUGGGGUGUUUUCAAGCGGAAUUGGAUCCUUUCUUGAGCACAAGGAGUGAAUCUUCCUGACCAACACAUAUGGACCGUUAGAUAAAAAUCCAACGGCUACAAACAGGAGAUCCAUUUAAAGUUAUAAUAAAAUCGUUUGAUGAAAAUCCAACGGCCCACUUGUGUUAAGGAUCCGCUCCUUGUGCUCAGAAGAUGAUCCAAUUCCUUUUCCAGCCUCCUCCCAAAGAAUGGAGAAGUGGGGUGAGACUGAUUCACCAGAGCCAUGAUUAUAGUUGAUUAAGUUAAAAAUACACUACCCUUUAUACAUUAAUGUGUAUGAAGUGUGCAAUGUCCAGGUUUUUCUUCUUCCUUUAGAGCCGCCCAUCAAAGCAAACAACUUACAGUCUUUUCUUUGUCUCUUUCUGUGUCUAUUUGUGUCCCUCUGAAUCUGGGUCAUGGAGGCGGGAAACCGUGAUGGAUUUCUCCUGCAUGAAAACCACGACAAAUUACAUGACGAUGACGUGCGCACCUCAUUUUACACGGCUUGCUCUAAUGGACUAAAUGACUUUUCAGAAAAAUCAUCAUCCUUGAGCUUGCCUCUUAUUCUUGGUGAGGGGCAGCAUGAGCAAGCUGGAGGCAAGGUAGUAGAAGAAGUAGAGUCAAGCUUUCAUCACCAAACUACAGCCACAACCUCCUUCCUCAAAACCUGUUUCAAUGGACUCAAUGCACUCUCAGGAGUAGGAAUACUGUCAGUUCCUUAUGCACUAGCAUCAGGAGGAUGGCUAAGCUUGAUCUUCCUUUUCUUAAUUGCGGCUUCAGCCUUCUACUCGGGUUUGUUAAUCCAGAGAUGCAUGGAUGUGGAUUCUGAUAUAAGAACUUAUCCGGACAUAGGUGAACGCGCAUUCGGGAAGAAGGGAAGAAUACUGCUGUCGAUUGUCAUGAAUGUAGAACUGUACUUGGUUGCAACGGGGUUCCUAAUUUUGGAAGGAGAUAACUUAAACAAUUUAUUUCCUGGCGUAGAAUUAGACGUGGCCGGAUUAAGAAUUGGCGGAGAACAGUGCUUUAUAAUUGUUGUUGCCCUCAUUAUUCUGCCAACAGUUUGGUUAGAUAACCUGAGCCUUCUUUCUUACGUAUCUGCAAGUGGAGUUUUAGCCUCUGCCAUCAUCCUCGGUUCGAUUUUGUGGACUGGUGCCUUUGAAGGAAUUGGAUUUCAUGAAGAGGGCACACCACUGAAGUGGAAUGGAAUCCCUACGGCUAUUAGCUUGUACGCGUUUUGUUACUGCGCGCAUCCGGUGUUCCCGACCCUCUACACUUCAAUGAAAAACAAACGCCAGUUCUCCAAUGUUCUUCUCCUGUGCUUCAUCUUGUGCACCAUCUGUUACGCAUCAAUGGCAGUUUUCGGGUACCUAAUGUUUGGAUCUACGGUUCAAUCACAAAUAACUUUAAAUCUCCCAACACACAAAAUCAGCUCAAAAGUCGCGAUAUACACCACGCUGAUCAAUCCCAUAUCCAAAUAUGCUUUGAUGGUUACACCAAUUGUGAAUGCUGCAAAGAAGAGGUUCCCGAGUCACUACAACAAGAGACUCAUCAGCAUGCUAGCCAGCACCACCUUGGUGACGAGCACCGUUAUAGUAGCUUUGGCUAUACCAUUUUUCGCUUAUCUCAUGUCACUUGUCGGAGCAUUUUUUAGUGUAACAGCUUCGAUUAUAUUGCCGUGCUUGUGCUACCUUAAAAUUUCUGGUAUUUAUCGACGCCUCGGAUGUGAGAUGUUGAUGAUAGGGCUUAUAUUACCACUGAGUGCUGCAGUUGUUGUAUUCGGCACUUACACAUCUCUAGUAGAUAUAAUAGGGCACUUGUAAACGGAUUCUCUUUGUGGCCAAUAUAUUUGUUUCGGUGGCAGUUUUCAAAUUCAUUCCUCCUUUCUUUCGGGAUAGUGUAUCUGCAAGCUGCUGCAGUUUGUACCAAUCUGCAUAGAAUGAUAAAACAGACUCAGAGUUUGAGA
Messenger RNA from Malus domestica (apple), 2107 nucleotides. Its product is annotated as amino acid transporter AVT1I-like. Gene Ontology annotation, biological process: amino acid transmembrane transport. Gene Ontology annotation, molecular function: amino acid transmembrane transporter activity. Gene Ontology annotation, cellular component: membrane. Lineage: Eukaryota; Viridiplantae; Streptophyta; Magnoliopsida; Rosales; Rosaceae. The record is from RefSeq and is a predicted model, not a curated record.